Doryrhamphus excisus (bluestripe pipefish) is the source of this 4648-nucleotide messenger RNA. The record is from RefSeq and is a predicted model, not a curated record. NCBI's taxonomy places the organism in Eukaryota, Metazoa, Chordata, Actinopteri, Syngnathiformes, Syngnathidae.
CUGACACACAGCCGCGGCAGGUCACGUGACUGGACACGAGACAUUGCAAUACUGAAUGAGAAUACAAGAUACCAAAGGGAUUAGUGAUGUAAAGGAUCAUUUCCAUCAUAUUUUAACUGAAACUUUCCCCGCACUGUACACACGCUAGCGGCCGGUAGCGUUUGGCAAUGAAAGGCUGCUUUUAGCCGCCAGGUCCCUCAGAAGCGGAAGGGUGCAUCUUGCGGGGGACCAAACAAUACGCCGACGGUUGUGGUGCUGUUCGGUAUGCUAGGAGCGGACCGUCUGGUCUGGUACAGGUAACAAGACUUGUUCCUAGGGAUUGUUGGACCCAAAUGAGUUCUCUCACGGCGGUCUUACUUCUAGGAAUCAAGCUUCGAAUGGACGUUAAAAGCAGGGAAGAGGACCUAAUUGAAGUCCAGAGUGGACGGAGAGUGGAUGAAGAAUAGAAGCCAACCUGCUGCACGGAUGGAACGCCUCCACUCUGUGCAGCGUCGAUGUUGGCAGCUCUUAGCACGAGAACCGGGCCGAGGUCGGUACUCGACCCAUGACGACCUGCACACCAAAGGUUCACUGGAUUCCCACAUCCCGCUGCAGAAAUGGAGAGAGACGAGAAGAAGCAUUUUGGCUGGCCAGGGCCACCGGCAGCACGAGGUCAAAGACAUGGCCAGAGGUUACCAGGGCAACGCCAUCUGCACUACCAAGUACAGCAUAUUGACCUUCAUCCCCUUGAACUUGUUUCAGCAGUUUCGCAGAGCGGCCAACCUCUACUUCCUGUUCCUGGCCUUGCUGAACUGGGUCCCGGUUGUUGAAGCCUUCCAGAAGGAAAUUACCAUGAUUCCUUUGCUGGUGGUUCUUGCCGUCAUCGCUGUUAAAGAUGCCUUGGAAGACUACAGGCGCUACCUCUUUGACAAAAACAUCAACAACAAAGUGGUGCAAGUGUAUUGUGGCAAGAAGCAAGCCUACAUGGAGAGAUGCUGGAAAAACGUUCAAGUCGGGGACUUCGUUCGUCUGUCCUGCAAUGACAUCAUCCCUGCUGACAUUUUGCUGCUGCACUCCUCCGACGCUCGCGGCGUAUGUUACAUUGAGACGGCCAACCUGGAUGGAGAGACCAACCUGAAACAGAGGCAGGUGGUUUCAGGCCUUCCACUGCAGGGAGUGGAGUUUACGCCCGAAAGCUUCCACGGCCGUAUCGAAUGUGAGAAUCCCAACAACGACCUGGGCAGGUUCCGAGGUUUCAUGGAGCACCCCAAUGGGACUCGUGUCGGCCUGCACAACAACAACCUGCUGCUGAGAGGUUGCACCAUUCGUACUACAGAGACCGUGGUGGGCAUCGUGGUCUAUGCUGGACAUGAAACCAAAGCUCUGAUGAACAACAGCGGGCCAAGAUAUAAAUGGAGUCAGCUGGAGAAGCGCCUGAACGUCGAUGUCCUGUGGUGCGUGUUGCUGCUCUUCGUCAUGUGUCUCACUGCUGCUGUUGGUCAUGGCCUCUGGCUGAAGAAGCUCCAAAAUGCCGUCUUUGUGACUGAUGAGGAGACACCUCCUGCCCUGGCUGGCUUUUACGUCUUCUGGACCAUGAUCAUCGUGUUACAGGUGCUGAUCCCCAUCUCUCUCUACGUGUCCAUCGAAAUAGUGAAGCUGGGCCAAAUCUACUUCAUUCAAAACGAUAAAGCCCUCUACAACGAGCAUGCGGACUGCAGGAUCCAGUGUCGGGCUCUCAACAUCACCGAGAACCUGGGUCAGAUCCAGUACUUGUUCUCUGAUAAGACUGGAACUCUCACUGAGAACAAGAUGGUGUUUUGCCGUUGCAGUAUUCAUGGGAUCGAAUAUCCUCAUGCGGAAAACGCUCGAAGACUCAAGUUGUACGAGGCGGAGAAGAGUGACGUCCCAUCUGCCUGCGGCGGUGACUCUUCCUGCAUCAACCCCAGCUCAGCGCAUCCGCACACACUUCCUGUCGAGGCAAAGGAGGUGAUACCAGACCCGGAGCUGGUGAAGAAAUUGAGCCGUCUUCGCUCUCCACCGCUUCCUCAAGGUGUUGGCUCUUGUGAGACCACAUCCCUUCAAGAAGCCGCCUCCAUCAUGGACUUUUUCCUGGCGUUGGCCGUCUGCAAUACCGUCGUGGUCUCCUCUCCAAGCCAGCCUCCAUACACGGUAGCUGAGGCACAGACGUCUGGAGAAGAUAUGAAAAUGACGUUCCAUGGCGUCAGUUCAUCAUCUCUGUCAGCUUUUCCUACACUUGCACCUUCUGAAAUAAGAGAAAAGCCUCGCUGCUCCAAUAGUGUCCUCACACGAGAGAAGAUGGCCACCUUCACAUGCUCUCCUCCACCUGGUAGGACUACAGAGGCUGUAAACCACGAGGAUAACGUUGAAACCUCCCAACGCAGGCGUAGGUUAGACUCCCCACACGAGGAGCAGGUGGAGAACUAUAGCAAGAACGUGACGGCUGAACGUGACGCAGAUGAUGGACUGCUGUAUGAGGCUGAGAGUCCAGACGAAGCAGCCCUGGUCCAUGCCGCCAGAGCCUACCACUGCACGCUGCGGGGGCGGGGUGCAGACAGCCUCACCGUAAACCUGCCUGGGCUUGGCACUGUGGGCGUCCAACUCCUUCACGUCCUGCCCUUUGACUCCAACAGGAAGCGGAUGUCUGUGGUGGUCCGCCACCCCGUCACUGGACAAGUGGUGGUCUACACCAAGGGAGCGGACUCGGUCAUCAUGGACCUGGCUGAGACACCGAAAGGUGCAGAACAGGCAGCGGAGAACUCCGACUACAUUCGAGAACAAACCCAGAAGCAUUUAGACGGCUACGCUCGAGAAGGCCUUCGUACUCUCUGCAUUGCUAAAAAGGUGCUGGAGGAAGAGGAGUAUGAGGCGUGGCUGCAGAGACAUACGCUGGCCGAGAGCAGCAUUGACAACCGAGACGAGCUGCUGUUUGAUUCCGCAGAAAGACUAGAGACCAACCUCACUCUUUUGGGGACCACGGGCAUCAUGGACCAACUGCAGGAGGGCGUGCCAGAGACGAUGGAUGUUCUUCAAAGAGCCGGUAUCAAAGUGUGGGUCCUGACUGGAGACAAACAGGAGACGGCCAUCAACGUCGCCUAUGCCUGUGGACUCAUUCGUCCCGGUGACCGUCUUCUGACGGCCAACUGUGAAAGCAAGGAAGCCUGCGCUGAACUUCUGGAGGAGCUCAAACUGGAAGUGCAGCGUGAAGCGUACCCGAGUAGAAGGACUCCCGAGGAAUCAUCCUCAGGAUUCAUUUUAAUCAUAGAUGGUCGGACGCUUGCUUGGGCCCUCAAAGAAGAAGCAAAGAGCCGCUUUCUGGAGGUGAGCAGCUCCUGCAAGGCUGUCAUCUGCUGCCGCUCCACUCCGCUGCAGAAGAGCCAAGUGGUGCGACUGGUCCGGGACCAGCUCAACGUCAUGACGCUAGCAGUGGGUAAGCACAGUGUAGCCCACUGCGGGGCACCCGACACCAUACUGGUCUUGGAGCAUCCAUCCCAUAGCAGGGCUGUGGUUCUCCUAGGGGACGGGGCCAACGAUGUCAGCAUGAUCCAAGUGGCUGACGUGGGCAUCGGGAUAUCCGGUCAGGAAGGAAUGCAGGCUGUGAUGGCCAGCGACUUUGCCAUUUCCAGGUUCAAACACCUGAGGAAGCUGCUGCUGGUCCACGGCCACUGGUGCUUCUCUCGUCUUGCUAACAUGAUCCUGUAUUUUAUCUACAAGAAUGUGAUGUUUGUCAACCUGCUGUUUUGGUACCAGUUCUUCUGCGGUUUCUCUGGGAGCGUCAUGACCAACUCCUGGGUUCUGAUAUUCUUCAACCUGAUCUUCACCUCCGCUCCUCCGCUCGUCUACGGCAUUCUCGAUAAAGACGUCGCUGCAGAUCGACUGAUGCGAAUGCCCGAGCUUUACCAUUCUCCGCACGCCUCUCAGGUCUACGCUUCGCUGGCCUUCUGGUUCACGGUCCUGGACGCCUUCUACCAAAGCCUGGUUUGCUUCUUUGUGCCUUAUUUUGCCUACGCUGGAUCGGAUGUCGGAGAGCUGUCCUUCGGGUCGCCCAUCAACGCCUCGGCUCUUCUCAUCAUCCUGCUGCACCAAGUCAUCGAGAGCCACACCCUGACAUGGAUUCAUGUUGGGGUGUUGGUGCUCAGCGGGGGGUCAUACUUUGCCUUCGUGCUGAUCUUCAGUGUUUGCUGUGUGACCUGCAGCCCCCCCACCAACCCCGUGGGUGUAGAAGUUCUCCAGAUGUCCCAUCCGCUCUUCUACAUGGUGUGUGCUCUCACUACGGUGACGGCACUGUUGCCCAGAUUCCUGUUCCGUGUCCUUUACAACACGAUGCACGCGUCCGCCCCGAGGCAAGCGGCUUACGGGGACAGAGGGCGACGGGCGAAGUACCGGAGAAGGAUGCGGCACCAGAACUUGAAGCUCUGCGUGGCCAACAGGCAGCCAGAGCAUCCUGACGCCGCCAGCCUGGAGCUCAGCACAGAAUCCGUCGUCUUUUGAUCAUAUUGUAAUAUCAUAGAAGUUCAAAGGUCAAUCGGGAAAUAAAGUCCUAAUUAUGAGACGGACAUUUACUUUGAAGAGUCUAAAUAUUUAGAAAAUAUUAAGAAAUGGGGCUGCACGGUGGUCGAGUGGUUGGCAGGGAUGAAACCAGAAGUACAUA